Molecule: messenger RNA, 729 nt
Organism: Rhizophagus irregularis DAOM 181602=DAOM 197198
Lineage: Eukaryota; Fungi; Glomeromycota; Glomeromycetes; Glomerales; Glomeraceae
Source: RefSeq, a predicted model, not a curated record
AUGCCUACCGACUUAUAUACUAAAAUUUACAAUUUCUUGUUAAACGCCGAGGAAGAGGACAUUACCGCUGGGUCUGUUAUCUAUCAAGGGAUUGAAGACAAUCCAUGGAUAUCUCAAAAUGAGCUGAAAAGUAUUAUCGAGCGGGCUGUAGCAUUUGUGAAGAAUCAAUAUGAACGAGGCUCCUCAUGUCAUACUACUCUUCUCGAAGUUCUAUUAGAGAAACCGGUAGAGGAUAUGGUUCCUUCAUCACUUCCACAAAUUAUAUGGGAAAAAUGUGAUGAAUUCGUAGUUAACUUUGCUGAAAGUAAUAUAAGUGUUUUACCACAAAAACUUUCACAUAAUGGGGAAUGGAAAGAAUCAGAUGAGGAGCUUGCAGACGUCACAUCAAGAAUUUUGGUUCCUGCUAUUCGGGCCACAUUAAAAGGUCUUCCUUUAGGAAGGUCGUCUUAUGUCAGCAGUGCUGAACGACAAAGUUCGGCUAGUGCGGAUAGGAAAGGUGAAGGGCGGACAGGAAGACGGCCAGACAUCAUGUUUGUAAUGAAGCAUGAUGGAAAAAAAUACGAGCUCAUAUAUGUUGAAAGUUCACGCUUAUCUUGCAUACCGCAGAAGGAAAAAGAUGAUGAAAUAAAGUUAUGGCGCGAAACCAAUGAUGGGAUGUAUUGGGUGCAUAAAUCGUCUGGACUGGAUAAAGGUGAAUUUAGAAUUAUUGGAAUACAAGUUGCCGGAUGA